GUUUAACGGCUCAAUUAAUCGCUAAAACGCUCAUGGACAAUAAUAAUAGUCUACGAAUAUUAAGAUAAUUUGCAAAUCCUGCUCACUAAAUUCAUUAUUGUAUUGGAACAGAAAUCAAAAUGAAGAAAAUAAACCCACACAAUUCCCAAUAGUCACAGAAACUAUGUUGCACACACAGAAAUCAUUGCGAUUAAAGACAUCAUUAUUUGUCCAACAGAAACAGAUUUUUACCAUAGCAUCAUUGUUUAUAUAUAUAUAUAUAACAAUAUAUAACAAUCACUAUGAACUAUUUCUCAGUCAUGAAAGGAAAAUGCUUGCCAGAAUAGUGCGUGUGUGUGUGUGUGUGUUGGAGAGGGCAGAUGAUGAUGAUGAUGAUAUGUCAUGUGUAUGUACUGGAGUGCAUAGAUGGGGUGGUGGUGGAUUUGUUGGAGUGGGUGAAUGUUUAUAAAUGUAGUUUUGUGUGUUGGAAUAGGUAGGUGCUGAUAAUAUGCAUGCAAGGAAGGUAGAUGGUAGUGUGGGUGUGUGCAUUUGUGGGGCGAUGACUAUGGUGUUUGCAUCUGUGAGGUGGUGCUGGUAGGUGGCAGUAAUCUAUGUCUGUCUAUGUAAGUGGUGGCAAUGUGUGUGUAGUGGCAGUAGGGAGGGUAUGUGGUAGUGUGUGAGGCAUCGAUGGAAUGGUUAGUAAGUGUGGUGUGUGUUUGGGUAGUUGUGGUAGUUUGUGUAUUGGGUAUGUAAUUAUGUGUAUGUUUAGUGGUGUUGUGUCAUGUCUAGAGGUGAUAGGCUAGCUGGUGAUGUAUACUGGGGCAUGUGUGUGUACAGGUGAUAGAAUGGGUAUGUGUUGGCAUGUAGUAGCGGUGCCACAUGUAGGGGCAGGGUGUGUGUGUGUGAUGGUGGUGCUGUGUGUAGAAGCAAGGUAGGUGUGUGGAGGUGGUGCAGUGUGUAGGGCCAGAGGUGUGUGUAGAGGUGCUGGUGGUGCUGUGUGGAGGUAAAUGUGUGUGUGUAGAGGCAGUGUGUGUAUGGUGGCGCUGUGCCUAGGGGCAGGGUGUGUGUGUGUGGCGGUGGCACUGUGAGUAGGGACAGGUAGUGUGUGUACGGUGGUGCUGUAUCUAGGGGCAGGGUGUGUGUGUGUGGCAGUGUGUGUAGGGGCAGGCAGUGUGUGUACGGUGGUGCUUUGCCUGGGGCAGGGUGUGUGUGUUGCGGUGGCACUGUGUGUAGGGGCAGUGUGAGUACGGCAGCACUGUAUCUAGGGGCAGGGUGUGUGUGUGUGGCGGUGGCACUGUGUGUAGGGGCAGUGUGUGUAUGGUGGUGCUGUGCCUAGGGACAGGGUGUGUGUGUGGCGGUGGCAGGCACUGUGUGUAGGGGCAGGGUGUGUGCGGUGGUGCUGUGCAUAGGGGCAGGGCGGUGGCACUGUGUGUAGGAGCAGUGUGUGUGCAGUGGUGCUGUAUCUAGGGGCAGGGUGUGUGAGUGGCAGGCACUGUGUAUAGGGUCAGUGUGUGUAUGGUAGCGCUAUAUCUAGGGACAGGGUGUGUGUGUGGCGGUGGCACUAUGCUUAGGGGCAGGCAGUGUGUGUACGCUGGUGCUGUGCCUAGGGACAGGGGGUGUGUGUGGCGGUGGCACUGUGUGUAGGGGCAGGGUGUGUGCGGUGGUGCUGUGCCUAGAGGUUGUGUGUGUGUGUGUGUGUGUGUGUGUGUGUGUGUGUACACGUGUACAGUGGUGCUGUAUCUAUGGGCAGGGUGUGUGCGUGGCCGUGGCACUGCGUGUCGGCACAGGAAGGCUGUCGUGGAGAGCUGGUGAUCGCUCCUGGCUGGGGGGGUCUCUGUGCGCCUACGAGCCGGGCUGGUGCCACAGAGCUUCGGGAGCGGCCGGUGUAUCAGGUCCCACGCCGGGACUGCCGGGCAGGUUGCCGCGGGCGGGAGCUGAACAAUGCGGAGCCGGGGAGGGGGCUGAGCUCCUGACGCUCCGCCGAGCGCUCAGGGCCGGGCGGGAAGGACACCCACCUACGUCGCCUUGUGGUGGGGUUUUUCCCCUCCUCCUUUUCGUCGCUGCUGACGCGCCGCUGCCUAUUAAUCAUUCACCAGCCAGAGAGCGGCAAUUAACGCCGAUCUGCUCGGCGGCAGCCUCCUGGCUCCCCAUGCCAGGCUCGGGCGGGAGACUCCGCCAGCAUGCCGAGCCAGGCGGGCGGCCAGCGCCGGCUGCUGUGAGCCCGCGGGAGGGGAGGGCUGGGCUGGGCUGAGGAUGCUCCCCAAUGGCACCUGCCCCAGGCUCCCGGGCGGUGCAGGUGGAGGCAGCGGCAGUAGCGGCGGCGCGAGCGGAGGGAGCUGCUGUAGCAGCGGCAGCGCCGGCGGGGUCCUGGGGGAGGCAGCGGCGGGGGGCAUGGAGGCGGGCGGCAGGAACUCCUCCGGCGCCCCGAACGGCACCCUGAGCGACUCGCAGGGCAGCGCCAUCCUCAUCUCCUUCAUCUACUCCGUGGUGUGCCUGGUGGGGCUGUGCGGCAACUCCAUGGUCAUCUACGUGAUCCUGCGCUACGCCAAGAUGAAGACGGCCACCAACAUCUACAUCCUCAACCUGGCCAUCGCCGACGAGCUGCUGAUGCUCAGCGUGCCCUUCCUGGUCACCUCCACCCUGCUGCGCCACUGGCCCUUCGGCUCGCUGCUCUGCCGCCUGGUGCUCAGCGUGGACGCCAUCAACAUGUUCACCAGCAUCUACUGCCUGACGGUGCUCAGCGUGGACCGCUACAUCGCCGUGGUGCACCCCAUCAAGGCGGCCCGCUACCGCCGGCCCAGCGUGGCCAAGAUGGUCAACCUGGGCGUCUGGGUGCUCUCCAUCCUCAUCAUCCUGCCCAUCAUCAUCUUCUCCAGCACGGCGCCCAACAGCGACGGCACGGUGGCCUGCAACAUGCUCAUGCCCGAGCCCACUCACCGGUGGCUGGUGGUCUUCGUGGUCUACACUUUCCUGAUGGGCUUCCUGCUGCCCGUGGUGGCCAUCUGCCUCUGCUACAUCCUCAUCAUCGCCAAGAUGCGCAUGGUGGCGCUCAAGGCCGGCUGGCAGCAGCGCAAGCGCUCCGAGCGGAAGAUCACCCUCAUGGUCAUGAUGGUGGUGAUGGUCUUCGUCAUCUGCUGGAUGCCCUUCUACAUCGUGCAGCUGGUCAACGUCUUCGUGGAGCAGGACGACGCCACCAUCAGCCAGCUCUCCGUCAUCUUGGGCUACGCCAACAGCUGCGCCAACCCCAUCCUCUACGGCUUCCUCUCGGACAACUUCAAGAGGUCCUUCCAGCGGCUCUUGUGCCUCAGCUGGAUGGACAACGCCACGGAGGAGCCCGUCGAUUACUACGCCACGGCCCUGAAGAGCAGGGCGUACAGCGUGGAGGACUUUCCCCCCGACAACUUGGAGUCGGGGAGCAUGUACAGGAACGGCACUUGCACCUCCAGGAUUACCACCCUCUGAGGAAGCGCGCAGCAACCUCCCGACGCCCCCCCAGGCGCAGGGCAGCCGGGAGCUGGGGACUG
This is a messenger RNA of Malaclemys terrapin pileata, 3503 nucleotides long. It is a transcript of the gene SSTR1, whose product is annotated as somatostatin receptor 1. The record is from RefSeq and is a predicted model, not a curated record. Lineage: Eukaryota; Metazoa; Chordata; Testudines; Emydidae. Bases 2233 to 3441 code for a protein of 402 amino acids. The transcript has a single exon. Gene Ontology annotation, cellular component: neuron projection; membrane. Gene Ontology annotation, biological process: neuropeptide signaling pathway; cellular response to estradiol stimulus. Gene Ontology annotation, molecular function: somatostatin receptor activity; neuropeptide binding.